AUGGCAGACCACAGCAGACCUCAGCCAUUGUCGUCGUCGGCGUCGACCUCCAGCCAACCUCACCACCACGCCUCAGCCGCCACUGCCAGCUCCGGCCACCCAGCCUCGUCCUCCGCUACCGCCGCCGCCGCCGCCGCCGCCCCGCAGCAGCACCAGCCCGCCGCCCGCCGCCGCGCCGCCUCUCAGUCGUCGGAUGAGGGCCGCCGUUCCGUGAAGUCGUCGUCCAGCAUUUCCGCCCCCCGUCGUUCCAGCGCGAAGGCACCCAGCCCCCACCGCGACGGCUCGUCCCGCACCACCGUUGGAGCAUCCUCAUCCACCGCCGCCGCCAUGCAGCGUUCAGCCAGCCCGUCCGAGGCGCAGACCAAGUACACCAAGACUGGUCGCGUCUCCAAGGCAAAGAAGGGCCUCAAGGUCCACCUGUGUGAAUCGUGCGGAAAGUCGUACACUCGGGCCGAGCAUUUGAGGCGACACCAGCAGAACCACAGCGAUUCCACCUUGCACUGCGACUGGCCCGGCUGCGGAAAGACAUUCCACAGGACCGACCUGCUCGAGCGCCACCGCGAGCGACACCAGGACCCGUCCCAAGCCGGCGACGAUGACGAAACCCGCAGGAGCUCUGUCACGAGCCACAACUCGGCCGCCUCUGCCGGCAUCGUCGCCGCCAACCCGCCUGCACCGCAGUCGGUCGCUCGCGUCGACGCGCCCAUCUACCCUGUCGCUUCGGAUGCUUCGGUGCCACCCUCAACUUCAAGUGCGCCGCCGCCCAUGAAGCACUUCCACCACAAUGCUCCCUACGCGAGGGCACCCAUUGGUGUCGAGGACGUGAUGCACACGGGCUCCAUGUUCGACAGCUACAGGUGGAGCCCCCCUCCGGAGUUCCCAGUGCCUAGCAGUGAUUUCGCCUCUCCCGGCCACAUCACCCAAUAUCCUGCCGAUUUUGGAUACGUCCCGCACCCGUACCCCGCCUAUCGUCCUCGCACGCUCUCCAAUGCCUCCUUCGUCGACUCCUGGGCGCAGCCAACGGCGCCUCGCUCGCCGGCGUCUACCGCCUCGACCCAGCCUUUCUACUGGCUUGACGUGGACCGUGCCGACCAACAGCAUACCUCGUUCUCGGGCAGCUCUGGCGUCCCUUCCUAUGCCACUUCCGAUACCUCCAUCUACAACUACGCCACCGACCACCACCAGAUGCAUCCGUCAUACUUCUCCACCAGCACUACCGCGUCUUACCGGUCCUUUGACGACCUCGACAGCGAAGAGUACCGUCUGUUGUUCCCACCACAACCGCUCGGUAUUCCGUCUAUUGACCGUCAACAGAUGACUGAACACCUCGACAACUACUGGCAGGCCUUCCACCCGCACUUCCCGAUGAAGCACCGCCCGACUUUUGACCUCAACACCGAAAAACCGCUGUGUCUGGCUGCCAUGAUUGCGGUUGGCGCUCAAUACUCCAGUGUCGUUGGCGCAAGGGCGGAGAGCAGGGCGUUGCACGAGAAAUGCCUGAAAGCCCUGGCCAAGCGCGAACACGUAGGUCUGCCGACCGAUGCUCGCAUCUCCGACAUGCAAGCCGUGUUCCUUGUCGAGCUUCUUUCCCAGUUCCGCGGCAAACGCGCAUCGAACAGCCUUUCCGCUACUUUCCAGGGCAUGUUCCGCAAGCUCGCCGCCGAUCACGCUUCUCACCCGACCGCCUCAGUCGAUAGCCUCGUGCCGCUCCCACCGCAUUCAGACGACUUGACCCUAUCCCGCCAAUGGACGGCAUGGAUCGGCGCUUCAGAAAGGACGCGCCUGCUGACAGCAUGCGUCAUCCUCGAAGCGCAAGCGGCAACCCUGCUUGUUCGCCAAGUUGCCGACUCCACGGUGCCGGGCCUCAGCCUUCCCACUCCUGCACCCCUGUCUGCUUGGAACGCCACCCGGUGGGCUUGGCGAAAGAUGCUGCCGCAGCUCAGCAGUCUAUCUCUCAGAAAGGCAGGCGCAACUGCUGCCACCCUCCCGACCGACGGAACAUGCCUUGAUGAAUUCCAAGCCGCGCACGCGGUUUGGACUCACGCCACCCAUCAUGGCGCACCUGGCAGUCUGGAAUCCUCCGACACCUACAGCAGGGCGACACGACUUAACAUUCAUGGUAUCCGUCUCGCAUCAUCAACCCCUCUUCGUGCCCUCCUUGCCGUUGCAGGUGAGACGUGGGUGUUCAGCGAAAAGGUCCGGAGCGACGAGUACGCCGCAGCCAAGGAGACGGUCAAGCACUGGACCGCUAGCCUCGAUGAUUCCACAGUCGCCGACUACCCGCAGCAAGCACGCGACGCCUUGCAGGAAGCGCUUGCGGCUCUUCGCCUUGCCGCCGAAACCAACAUCGUCGACGCAAGCUCGGCCCUUCCAUUUGGCGCCGAGUUUGUCCUGUUCUAUGCCUCCCUGGUCCUUUGGGCCGCUGUUGCUGCAGCCUCUGCCCCACGCAUUCCUUUCACCUUUGUUCCUCCCAUUCUCCCCACUCACCAGCAUCGAGAUGCUCACGAUGCCGUGCGCGCUGCUCAGGCCUUCCUCUCCAAGGAGGUGGCGUGUUUUGCCGAUGCAAUCGACAAGCCGCUGUUGCAGACUUGGUGCAAUGGCACCGAAACUGUCCUUCACUGGGUCUGCGAGGCAUUGAGUGGCUUGGAAGCGCCCGGUGAGCUUGUUGGUGGUUGUGUCCGGGUGAUUGAGGGGCUAAAGCGUAAGGGGUGGGCAGUCGCUUGGUUUUGA
This is a messenger RNA of Diplodia corticola, 2730 nucleotides long. Its product is annotated as c2h2 finger domain. Gene Ontology annotation, cellular component: chromatin. Lineage: Eukaryota; Fungi; Ascomycota; Dothideomycetes; Botryosphaeriales; Botryosphaeriaceae. The record is from RefSeq and is a predicted model, not a curated record. The transcript is spliced from 7 exons. Gene Ontology annotation, biological process: DNA-templated transcription; regulation of transcription by RNA polymerase II. Gene Ontology annotation, molecular function: DNA-binding transcription factor activity, RNA polymerase II-specific; zinc ion binding; RNA polymerase II cis-regulatory region sequence-specific DNA binding. Bases 1 to 2730 code for a protein of 909 amino acids.